UGUUUGUUUUUAAUUUUUGGACUAGGGCUUUUACGUACGAUAUUCUAGCAUAGGCGUGUGCCAUGAAUAAGAGAGUGGGGGUAGUUACCUAGUUCUCAGCCCUCAUCAUUUGAGCUCUUGCGAUUCUUAAUUUGACGUAUGCAGUUUCGUUUUCAUUCAGUAUUAUUCAAAUCUAUGGCCCAUGCAAAAUGGCAGAGUUCACUGGCAGUGAGUUCAAAGAUGAGUCCCUUGAAAAUAAGAAUGCUAUUUCUUCUCCUCAGGUUGCUAAGCGGCCCGACUUAAAGCCAGCCCCAAUCUUGUCCAGUGCUGACUCCAUCCGUGGCAGAACAAGUUCCUUAACACAUCCUGAUAGUUCUUUACACUUACCUCAAAGACAACAAUACAUGUAUAGUUCACCAUAUCAUGCCCCUUUAAUAGAAGAAUCCUCUCCUUUACACAGAGAUCAUGUAAUACAUGAAUCUGACAGGCCAGGAACUCCAGCUCUGGGUGAAUGUGGUGACUUGAUAAUUGAUGGUGCACCACAGCUGCAGUAUGGUAAUCCAUCAGACGAUGUACAUAGAUAUGCAGAUGGUUCUCGCUAUCAACAGCGUUAUAAUCACCACUUGGAUAGAGCCUUUCCUGGUGUCAUUCCUAGAGAUCCUAAUCUAGUCUAUCCUUCGACUGCAGCUCCGCCGACUUCGCCGUCGCAGCUUUACGCCUUCCUUUUGCAGCGAAAUAUUAGGUCGUCAGAGUGCCCUGUUAUUGAAACUAGACCACAAGCAUAUGGCACAAACCCUGUAGAAUGGAAUCCACCACAUAUUUACCAAAAUAAAGCCAUACAUCAGAAUGAUCACAGACGGGAUAUACGGGAAAGGGAAAGAUUGCUUUACCGUCACUACAGUAACAUACGUCACAGAUAUGAGCAGUAUGGUGAACGAAGGCCUUUCUUGAAUCAAAACUACACUCGUCUUCCUUAUAACAUGGUUCGAAUAAAGAACACUAAUGAUGAUAAAGAAGUCAAUGGUGUGAAUGGAUAUGCAGAAGAUGAUGAAGGAAAUCAUGAAUGUCAUGACAUAAGACAUGAAUCUCUGAACUCUGAAAAUCCUAUUGCAUCUGCUGAAGGUCAUCAUCACAAUGGUACAUCACAGAUAGGUGCGGCAGAAGUUCCAGGGGCUAGUGACAUGUCUUCACUUGGUGCCAUUUAUCAAGGAGAAUGGCCUAUGCACAGAGCACUUUGGAUGAGUGGGCCAAGCUGUAUUGGUGAGAAGGAUCCAUUAGAUGGUUUUGGUGGUGAUGACACUGAGAGUAUAAUGAGCUUCAGUUCCAGUACUGCAACUAUGAGUUCUCGCAGACCACAUACACACCAACUUGGUACAAAGGUUGAAAUGGUGUAUUCCUUACUGUCCAUGCUUGGUAGCUGUAACAAGGAGGACAUGAGCCGAACACUUCUGGAAAUGUCCAGUAAUCAGGAUAGCUGUAUUGCCAUGAGGCAGUCAGGUUGUCUGCCACUUCUCAUACAACUUCUUCAUGGAAGUGAACGGGAUCAGGUAACAUCAGACCAGAGAAGUUCUGAGAAUGUUAAAUGGGCAGUGAGAGAGGCACGGCAAAGAGCUAGUCAGGCAUUGCAUAAUAUUGUGCAUGCUCAUCCAGAUGAUCGUAGAGGAAGGAGAGAAGCCAGAGUAUUACGCCUUUUAGAACAGAUAAGAGAUUAUUCUGAUUUCUUAAGAGACUUAGAUUCCAGUAAUGUGGAUUUCUCUCACAAUGAAAAUUUGGAUCUUCAUCCUGGACCUGCAAUAGCAGCUCUUAUGAAACUGUCAUUUGACGAAGAACACAGACAUGCUAUGUGCCAACUAGGAGGUUUGCAAGCCAUCGCAGAACUGAUUCAAGCUGACCAUGAAGUGCAUGGAAAUACCAGUGACCAGUUUUGUGUCACCGUUCGCCGCUAUGCUGGAAUGGCUCUUACUAAUCUGACUUUCGGCGAUGGAACAAAUAAAGCUCUACUAUGCUCCAUGAAGCCCUUCAUGCAAGCCUUAGUAGCACAGUUACAUUCACCAAAUGAGGACCUCCGGCAGGUUACAGCAAGUGUAUUGCGUAAUCUGUCUUGGAGAGCAGAUGCUUCUAGUAAGCAGAUCCUCAGAGAAGUUGGUGUUGUCACCACACUUAUGAAAGCAGCAAUGGAAGCCAACAAAGAAUCAACAUUAAAGAGCAUAUUAUCUGCAUUGUGGAACCUUUCGGCACAUUGCAGUAUGAAUAAAGCUGAUAUCUGUGAGAUAGAUGGAGCUUUGGAAUUUUUAGUUUCCACUCUCACAUAUAAAAGUGCUUCAAAUACAUUAUCCAUCAUUGAGAAUGGUGGAGGUAUUCUUCGUAACAUUUCCAGUCACAUUGCUGUGCGAGAAGAUUAUAGACAAAUUCUAAGGAAGCAAAAAUGUCUCCAAACUUUGCUUUGCCAUUUGAAAUCUCCUAGUCUUACCAUUGUAAGCAAUGCAUGUGGAACUCUGUGGAACCUAUCUGCAAGGUGUGCCGAAGAUCAACAAGCAUUGUGGGAAAUGGGUGCUGUUGGCAUGCUUAGAAAUCUGGUUCAUUCAAAGCAUAAAAUGAUAUCAAUGGGCAGCUCUGCAGCACUGAAAAAUCUUCUUGCUGCUAGACCAGAGGGCAUAGGAAUUGGUUUGGGACCACAUACUGAAAAUGGACAUCAUCUCAAUGGAGGGACAACUAAUAUGCCCAGUUUACUAGUCAGAAAACAAAAAGCUCUUGCAGCUGAAAUUGAUGAGAAUCUCUCAGAAACCUGUGAUAAUAUUGAUAGUCCUAAAACCAGUCCUACUCCUUGCAGUGAUUUUGCCAAGAAAUUCAUGUAUGAAAAUACUGGCAUAAAUUGUCUGGAUCGGAGACCUCAGUUUUUGUCGUACUUACCUGGCAGAAUGUACCACAGCAUUAAUGGACAUGUAGGCUCUCCGAUUCGAGUUCCUCGCUCUGAAAGCAAAGAUAGUCUUGGAAGUACUCGCUCAGAACCACCUCACUAUAAAGCACAAAGAGAAAGAUUUAAAAUAUAUAUUAAUAAUAAUCGGGGUAUGAUGCUAGAUAGUAAAACUGUCCAAGAAAAACCUACGGAAUGGAAAGAAAGAACUAACUUACCAUUUGAAGGUAACAGUAAUGUAGUUUUACAGUUGUUUAGGCAUUUACAAAAUGGAACGAGUUCUAAUACAGUUCUGGAUGCUGCUAAUCAAAUUAAAAAAAUUUCUAAUCAUGACAAUAAACCAGCUGUUAGACCUACUACUUUGCCACAACCAAAAAGGGGUGUCUGGAAUGUGCGAAAUACCAAAUAUGCAGGACAAAAUAGUUCUCAUAAUGGUUUGCCUUUGUUGCAAAAUGAAAAUGGCUUUGCAAAUUCAGAAACUAAUGGUCAUGCAUAUGAAAUUAAUCAAAUUGAUAAUCUUAAGCCUAGUGAAACAUGUAAUGGUGUUCAAAUUAAUAAUCUUCGGGAAAUUCCAGGAAACAGGCGAAUCUUUACCAGUAGGCAUGACUCUGAAACAUCAUCAGAUGCUGGAAGAAGUACUCUUUCAUACAGUGGAUCUACAUUGUAUGGAAACAUACCUGAUUCUAAGGAGCAAGAAGAAAAAGCCAAAGUUAAUGUUGUGCUGAGGAAAAAGAAGACAAAUGACACUUUAUCAUCAUCAGCUGUCAUGCUAAAUAGAGAAACUGUAACUGAUGAAUCUGGUGUUGAUCAAACACCCUUGAUGAUAUCUCGAUGUAGCUCCUUGAGUUCACUUACUAGCUGUUUCCAACAUUCAGCACGAAGUUCAUGGGUCAGUGAUGUAAGUCAACGUACAAGUGCAGUAAUAUCUCCAACAGAUCUACCAGAUUCUCCUAGUUGUGGUAUAUCUGAAGAAAAACCUUGUAUUUCUGAAUUUACUGACAAAAUUCCAGAUGCUGAUGCACAUGGUCUGAUACGACCAAGACCAGCUUGGCCUAUGAGUUCUCAGCCAUCGUCUGACUCAUUACCAAGUUCUGUGAAGAGAAUGUCUCUGGAAAGUGAUGUUUUUGUUGGAAAUGAUAUAUCACAUUUUAGUUCUACUGCAGACCAUUCAGAAAACAGUGAAAUCAUGGUUUCACCUGAUUCCUCAAAAACACCUCCAGCUAGACCACAAAAUACUCCAGUGUCACCAGAAAAAGAAUUAUGCUCAAGUGGUGAAAGUUUAACUUCUCAAGAAAAUAAUGAAGACCCGAAUCAGGAUGGAAUGAAAGAUCACGAAAUGCCUUCUACUUGUGUUAGUUUAAUCAGCAUCCCAAAUAAUGCUAGUGAAGCCCACCACAAUAACAGUAUUCUUCAUUCUAAAGUUAAUAAUUUGUGUUCUUCAUUCUCACUUUCACGCAGUGGAAUUCCUAUCAAGUCAAGCUGUCAAACACGACUAAUACAAUCUUUUCCAAAUUCUGCAAGACCAGAUGUCACUUCUAUUGUGGGUACAACGCCACUAAAUUCAUUGAGUAAAUUAUUUAACCAAUCUAAACUGGUGAAUUUGCAUGGCAAAAAUUAUAUAUCUAAUUCAACUGAAGCUAUCUGUGAUGAUAAUGAUAACCUCUUAUUCAGUUCUGGGAAUAUUGAGACAGUACAAAUGAAACAGCAGAAUUUUCAGUCUUGUGAUUCUAAAUCUGAACAUUCUGUAAAGCCAAAACUGAACAUUCCAUCAGAAAAUACUAAUUCUCGGACGAAUACUUCACAAGCUUUUGAAUCAAAAUGCCUUAGUGUGUGUAAAAAGUACCCAGCCUUGAGUCACAAGUCUGGUUUUGGGCAGAGUGAACACAGACAGGCAGAUGCUUUUGCUGAUCAGAUAUCUUCUGGUUCAAGAUCAUCAGCUGAGGAGCAUGAUGGAUUCUCUAAAAUGAGCACUUCAAAUAAUAGCCUAUCAAGUAAAACAAAAACAGCAAUACCUCAAAUUAUUCGUGCAGAAAAGCCUGUCUGUGAUGGUGAGCAACAUCCUAGACAACUUCACAUCAAAUCUCAAAAUUUGCCUGUGUAUGUGGGAACUACCACAAUAAGCAGUAAACAGCAAUCUGAGCAAAGUUCCACACCGCAAGAAAAUACUAGUUCAGCUGAAGAAAACAUCUCUGAAGACAUUCUCAGUACCAGCCCGUCAGCCUGUGAUGAGUCUGAAGAUAUUGAUACAGACAAGCAAACACGAUUGCCUUGUGGAAAGUCUGGUGAACCUCCAAUUCGAAGAAUCAAAUCUAAGAAGAGUAAAGCUAAUAGACGAUCAAUGGAAAUACGACCUCCUUCUGAGCAAUCAAGUGAAGAUGAUAAUAAGAAUUCUUUUAAUAGAAUAAGCGAUAGUAAUUCUAUAUCUGUUGGCUACCAUAUAUCUGUUCCAUCCAGUGAAAGUGAAGGAAAAGUCAAAGAAGAUCAAAGAACCAGAGAAAAAGUCUCACGGGGAAUAAUCCCUGAUCUUUUAGAAGGUGCAGCAUUUCAUGAUGAACUGUCUAAUUCUCAUAGGUCUCAAAACAAUGCUGAACGAUCAAACAUACCUAAAGUGAUGACUGAUUCAAUGGAAUUAAGAAGAGGAGCCUUAAUGAUUGCUGCUGAAUUAGAAGAGGGAAUUGAUGACUGUACACAUAGUAGUACUAGUUUUGAUUUAGAAAAUAUGAAACCUCCAUCUUGUAUGGGUGAAAUGAGCAUGACUAGCAGUGGGCUUUCUGAUUUGUUAUCUAAUGGUAAUGGUUGCUAUAUAAAUGGUAAACGUGCGAUUGAUCGCAGGAGAAAUAUGAAAAAAUCUAAAAAACUUGGAGGUAACCAUAGAUUUGUUUUGAAAUCUGUGAGGCAAACAUUAGUCAGCAAUUUAGAUGUUUCAAAACAAUUAGAUAAAAUCGAUAAGCCUAUUUCUGCUUCUACAUCUUUUGAAAAUAUAAGCAUGCGAAGUAGUGGCACUUCAGAUCUUAUUGAUAAUAUUAAUCCUCCCUCAAUAUUAGAUGAUAUUUCCAUGACAAAUAGUUGUGCUAGUCUAAAUAGUAUAAGUUCAGAUAUUCUAGAAAGUAGAUCUCAGUCCUUAGCAGAUCCUAGAAGCAACUCAGAAAUGUUCCAGCGGCUCAAUGCUGCUGCAGCAAUGGUACAGGUGUAUUCACGAGAACUUUCUAACAUCAUGACAGGCAGUAUGAAAAGCAGCUGUAAUUCAGAUUGCUUGGAUCUUGUGAAGCCACCAUCUAUCUUCCAGGAUAUUGCUGAGGUAACUGUUGAAGAUGGUACAGAAGUGGCGUCUGAUCCUUUAGUGUCCGAUUUUGAAUUCGAAGAAGAACUUCCUCAUGACGAUGAAGCAUCUGUGCCAUCAACAGAAACUGUUCAUUCACCAUUUCUACAAACCACAAAAAAUACUGAUGGUAGUAUAGAAAAUUUAAAUAGCUCUGUUGAUGGUGACAGUCUUAUGGACAGAGAGCACUUUUCUGUAAAACGAAUAAGCAGCUUAGCUCUUGAACCACAAAAUACAAGAGUGAUUGACAUUAGUCAUAACAGUAUUCAGCAUCCUUCUUCAACUACUAUUGGUAAUGAAGAGUCGUCAUGUAUGCUUAAUUUUGAUGCUGAUGAUUCCUGUGAUGUUGAUGAACGCAUGGAUGAAUGCAUUACAUCAACCCCAUCACCAGCAGUUCGAAGAGGUCCACGAAUUGUGAAACCAAUUAAUCGUGAAACUGUACGACAAAUGCAAGAAAAGAAAAAUGCAGAAAAAUCAGUUAAAGCAAUUCGUGGUAGAGCAACUUCAAGUAAACCAAAAAAUCUCCUUCAACAAGUUACAAGUGCACACAUUGCUGGCUCUAAUAUUAAGAUAGCUGGAACUAAAACAUCUUCUCCUUCAGUCAGUGGUGUUAGACCAACCAGAACAUCAGCUCUGCGUGCAUCACAAAAUAAACAACCUAAUAUUCGAGGAACUAGUGGCAGAAUGUCUCCAAGAUCAUUUUUGAGUAAACCACCUACUACUAAUUUGCGAAAUUCUAAUAGAGUUAAUAAGACGGUAAUUGUAAAUUCAAAUAAUCAUGCACCUGUAGAUUCAAAAACGAAUUCCAGUCAGUCAGAAACUAAAAGACCCCAUCCACCUGUUAAACAAGGUACAUUUACCAAAGAAGAAACAAAUCCAAAAGUGCCUAAUCUUUUAUCACCUGCCUCAGAUAUGGAUUUGCCUUCAGAAAAUGUAGUUCAGUAUUCUGAUGAUCAAAAUAAUAAUGAGAAACUGUAUGGCAUAGUAACUUCUGUUACCAGUGGAUCUACACUACUGGACAGGAAGAUCUCAUUUGCUUCUGCAUCUGCUGCAUCAUCAUCAAAUCGCAAUUUGCAGAGGAAACUUAGUGCUCCAGUCCAAAGGAAAAGUGGGGAAAGGACUGGAAUACCACAGUCUCCUAGUUCUCAAAGUUUACCUCAAGAGGAUCGGAGCAGCAAAAAGAUUACAGAAAAGAAAAGUCCUACCAGUGGCAGUUCUAUAGGAAGAGGAUCUUCUGUUGUAGGCAGCAGAACUACAAGUACAAACAGUUUAUCAUCAGUGUCUUCCAAUAGUUUGUCAGUCAAAAAAUCUAGUUCUCAAAAAGAUGUGCCAAGCAAAAUAUCAUCAAUUUGGAAGCGAAGUGAAAGCAGCUCUUCAGCAAACAGUCCUGUUACUGAUAAUUCUAGUGUUGAAAAAAGUACUCCUAGCAACUUCAGGAACAAAAUCCUCACUUCUAAAAGUGCUACACUUAGGAGCAACAGCGUUACACUUCCGUCAACAACACAAAAUAGCAUUCCAAGAAGUUCAACCUAUGAAAAGUUAUCAAGAACUAAUGGACAUCUAAAUGAAAAUGUAAAAUCCCAAAGUAAAGUAGCUUCAAAUUUAAUAGAAAGCUCAAAGCCUAAACAAUCUAAGCCAACUUCUACAAUAACUAAAACAUACACAAAACAAAAGGCAUCAAGUACUACAACAAAACCGUCUGGAGGUGCAAGAAUAGUUAAACCAGUAACUCCACGUCCCAAACCAAGCGCAAUAACUUCAAAGACUUUGAGACAGUCUGGUAGUUUCACUCCUUAUUCUGAAUCCCGCAGCUACAGCUUAUCAUCAGGACCACCUGCAUGUCUUUCGAUAGGUAGAAGUAGCAGCAAUUCAGAUUCUAGAGUUUCUAUACCUUUGGUAACAGCUCCUUUUGCAUACACAACACUCGCAAUCUGUGAUGAAUCAAAGUUAAAUGAAAGCAAAGUGGAAUCCAACAGUACAGAAAAUGGACAACAUUUAAAAACUAUAGUUGAUGGUAACACUUCUUCGGCAAUGAAUGGGAAUAGAAAGGAUAGUGAAUCAGAGGAUAGUGACAAGGAAGGUGUAUGAAAGAAAUAAUAUGCUUUGCUAUUAUUUUUAAUUUAUUCUGAAAGUUUAAUAUAUGUCUUGCAUUUAUUAUUAUUAUUUAAGACAUAAUGAUUCUGAAGUGAUUAAAAUCUUGCAGUAUAACUUUUUAAAGUAUACUAAAAAUGCUGCCAAUUUUUUACUAAUUUUAUUAUCUUUUGUUCUUCCAUUUGUUGUGUGACUGCUGAGCUACACAAGAAAGUAAUAGUUUAUUUCAUUACCACAAUAAUUUGUUGGGACAUUUUUUUAAAUGUUAGUGAACACAGCUCUGAGAUUGUACAUAUUAAAUACAAAAGAUGUAUAUUGGUUUUAAUAAAUGACAAAUUUCACCCUCUUGCAACAUAUAAUUUCAGUAAUAAAAGGAGGGUGUUCAUUGGAAGUAAUACAAAGUCCGCCUUUUCUUGUCGAGAGCAAAUAUUGUUUUGCUGUUAAAUUAAUGUAUAAAAUUUAGCUUUCCAUAUGAAUAAUUAAAAAGAAGAAAAAAAGAAAGAAAAAGGCUCUGUGUUACAAAAUAAAACAUGAAUACCUCUUCAUUUUUGGAGGAAGAGUAUUAUUCUGAGCAGUUUCUGCUUAGAGUAAUAUUUGCUAUCUGUGUGUGCAUAUUACUUGGAUGCAUUUGUAUCAAUUGGGAAAUAUUUCACAGUUUACACUUUAAGAUCAAAUUUAAAUUAGUAUUUUAGUAAUCAUAGCUUUAAAAUUUAUCCACUUUAUUAAAAUUGUCAUUACAGUUCUUAAUUUAAAUAAACAUGAUUAAAUUACAUAUUUUUAGUUGAUGUUUUCAAUUUAUUAAAACUUAAUGCAUUUAUUGAUGUAGAAUUUUAUUUUGUUGGUUGCUUGAGUUGACGAAAAGCUAUUUUAGUCACAUUUGAAUUAGUGAGAUAUUUAUUUGUAAGUCCGAGGAUUUUGUAACAGGGUUGGACAGCUAUUAACUGUAAUUAAAAAUAUGAUUGUUUAAAAUAUAUUUUCUUCAUGUAAAACUGUAAACGCAAAGUGAAUGUAAGUUGCAUAUAAAAGAAGCAUUUAUAAUGUAUGAAAGUUUAUGCAUACUUAUCAUUUGGAAAUUCCUUAGUCUUUGCUUUUAUUUAUCAUGUAUGUGAUUAAUUAAAGCUGCUAAAAAUUUACUGAUUUUAUACUUGCCAUUGUAUUUUAAGUUAUCAAUACUUCCUUCUGUGCCCCUUUUUUGGGGGUAAAGGGCAGUUGAAAAAGAAUGCAAUGUAAGACAAGGUUACUUUAAUUUUGUGAAAUGUUCAUUCUUUCUUAACUUGUUAAGAAUAAAUUGAGACAAGCUUAGUGCUGGUUUUUUUAAAAGAUUAUUCUUUGAUGAACAUUCAGAAAAAAAUUAUCCUUUCUUCAAUUAUGCAAUUUAAGAAACAUUUUUGUUGCUAGUUUUAUGAUUGAAUUUAUUAAAAGUUAUGAAUUGUAAAGAAGAAUAAAUUUAAAAGAGCAGACUAAAAAGUGGGAAAGGAUGCCUGCAUUCAAUUUCUCCUCUAGCAGUAUGAUAUUUUGCGAUAAAUUUUAAAGUCUUUGGCUUUUAUAUAAAUGUAAUAUGUGGUUUAAUGUAAGCUUAAAAAUGUAAAAUAGAAAAAGACAAAUUUUGGAUGAGCAAAUAAUUUUCUUUCUCUUGUUUAAUAAAUUGAUGAUUAAAACAUGCU
Stegodyphus dumicola is the source of this 9967-nucleotide messenger RNA. RefSeq lists its product as uncharacterized. NCBI's taxonomy places the organism in Eukaryota, Metazoa, Arthropoda, Arachnida, Araneae, Eresidae. Gene Ontology annotation, molecular function: microtubule binding; gamma-catenin binding; beta-catenin binding. The record is from RefSeq and is a predicted model, not a curated record. Gene Ontology annotation, biological process: negative regulation of canonical Wnt signaling pathway; cell migration; pattern specification process. Gene Ontology annotation, cellular component: cytoplasmic microtubule; catenin complex; beta-catenin destruction complex.